UUAAUAUUAAAAAAAAAAAAGAACAUAAAAUAAAUAAAAAGUGUGGAGAAAAGAAAUACAAGAAAACAGCGAACACCCCGCUGUCAUAACUUAUAUGCCCAUUUGCACAACGAACAUUCACACCACACAAUAAUCAAAUCUUUUUCAACCUAAAUUCUCAAUUUUGCCUUCCCAACAAACAUCCCCCAAACCUUCUCCGAUCAUCUUCAACAAUCUUCCCGUACACAAAAGAAACACCACCAAUUCCGAUCAACCCGAUCUCUGGACUCGUUUAUUCGAUGCCAGAGGUCGCCAACAUCAUGUCGUCAACAACAAACACAUUAUUCGGUAAAUACGAGAUCGGAAGACUUCUCGGCUGCGGUGCAUUCGCCAAAGUCUAUUACGCCAGAGACAUCAACACCGGCCACAGCGUCGCCAUUAAAGUCAUCAACAAGCUUAAAAUCGCUCACAACAAUCAUUUAAUUAACAACGUCAAACGCGAGAUCGAUAUCAUGAGGCGGUUACGGCAUCCGAAUAUUGUGAAAUUGUUUGAAGUUAUGGCGACGAAAACGAAGAUCUAUGUCGUUAUGGAGUUUGUGAAAGGAGGUGAGUUGUUCGCGAAGGUAGCGAAAGGACGGUUAUCGGAAUCGAAUAGUCGGAAGUAUUUUCAACAGUUGAUUUCCGCAAUCGGAUAUUGUCAUUCGAAAGGUGUGUUUCAUCGAGAUCUGAAGCCGGAGAAUCUGUUAAUCGACGAGAACGGAGAUCUGAAGGUUUCCGAUUUCGGUUUGAGUGCGUUGACGGAUCAGAUCCGAGUUGACGGAUUGUUGCACACGUUAUGCGGUACGCCGUCGUAUGUCUCGCCGGAGAUUUUAACGAAGAGAGGCUACGACGGAGCGAAGGCGGACAUCUGGUCAUGCGGUAUCAUUUUGUUCGUGAUGAAUGCAGGUUUUCUACCGUUUAACGAUUCGAAUCUCAUGAUGAUGUAUAAGAAGAUCUACAAAGGUGAGUACCGGUGCCCUAAGUGGAUGUCGCCGGAGCUCCGCCGGUUGUUAUCGCGGUUACUUGACACAAAACCUGACACUCGGAUCACCGUCGACGAGAUCAAGUCCGAUCCGUGGUUUAAAAAAGGAUACAAAGAGUCAUCAAAUCCAGAUCUAGAUCUAGAAACCGUUAUGAAACGUGAAGUUAACAAUAACAAAUCAACGGCGUUAAACGCGUUUGAUAUAAUCUCGUUUUCCUCCGGUUUAAACCUAACGCCGUUGUUUGACGGUGCAAGUAGCUCAACUUCGCCGGUGAAAAACGAGCGGCUGGUGGUGGAGGAGUCGCCGGAGAAUGUGAUUUCGAAAGUUGAGGAGAUUGUGAAGGAUGCAAACGCUAGAAUGCACAAACGGAAGGAUUACGGUGUGGAUUUGGUAGCGAAAAACGGUAAAGAUGUGAUUGAAAUAGAGGUUUUCCGGUUGACGGAAAAGUUAGUUGUGGUGGAGGUUCAGUGUUACGGUGGAGGUACAGAGUUCUACGAUGAGUUGUGGAAUGAUAAAAUUAAAUCGGAGUUGGUUGAACAACGACGGGAUGUACCGGAAACGGAGAGUUAGUGAAUAGUGACUCGCCGGCGGGGCACGUGUCGGGUGUAUGUACGUAAUUAUUCAGAUACAUAUUUUUUUGACAUGUUUGUUUUAUUUUUUUACACGAUUUUUUUGUUGAUAGAGAAAAAUGAGUGAGGGAAAAAUGAACCAAGGGUGGUCAAAAUACGAGUGUGUGAAUUUGUUGUACAUAACAUGUAACUUGCCUUGUAAAUCAUUGGGGCAAUUGUUUGUUUGGUUUUGUUGUAAAAUAAUACAAGUUUUAUUUA
Helianthus annuus (common sunflower) is the source of this 1828-nucleotide messenger RNA. RefSeq names its product CBL-interacting serine/threonine-protein kinase 11. Bases 279 to 1571 code for a protein of 430 amino acids. Gene Ontology annotation, biological process: protein phosphorylation; signal transduction. Lineage: Eukaryota; Viridiplantae; Streptophyta; Magnoliopsida; Asterales; Asteraceae. Gene Ontology annotation, molecular function: protein kinase activity; ATP binding. The transcript has a single exon. The record is from RefSeq and is a predicted model, not a curated record.